Molecule: messenger RNA, 1353 nt
Organism: Ziziphus jujuba (common jujube)
Lineage: Eukaryota; Viridiplantae; Streptophyta; Magnoliopsida; Rosales; Rhamnaceae
Product: large ribosomal subunit protein bL19c
Exons: 6
Coding region: 291-932 (213 amino acids)
Biological process (GO): translation
Cellular component (GO): ribosome
Molecular function (GO): structural constituent of ribosome
Source: RefSeq, a predicted model, not a curated record
GUAAAUCGCUGAAUAGCCAUGAGGACGGAGCGUCAUUUCUAAUACCCUAAACCCUACCCUUCUAUUCGUCUCUCUCUCUCUCUCUCUCUCUCUCUCUCUCUCUCUGCCCUGCACUGUCUAGGAACUGUGUGCUUCCAAUCCUCGCAUUCUCUAAUGGCGAAGGAGCUACUCUGCAAGAGUGGCAGAGUUAUUGCUAGAUAUAUCAGAGCCAAUCCAAUUGCUGGUGGUACUACUGAGUUUAGCUCUUCUGAAUUUAAUUCUUCAGCUUUAAGUGGCUUCGCUGCAAUCAAAUGGUGCUGCAAGGGUCGGUUUUUUGGUUCUUUGUCCAAGUGCAUAAUGUUUGUCUCCAGACAAAUGCCAGCUGCCAAACUGAGACAUCAACCAUAUAUAGUAAUGGUUUGCUAUCAGUAUCAGCGUCUCUCAGAAAUCAUUUGCCACAGUUUGUUAGAUGCGCACCAGUUCUACCUCCUUUCCCCAGCAGGUGCAUUACAACGGUGGGAAAUUCAGUUGAAUCGGCUUCAAAAGACACGUCUGCAUCUAUUUCUGAUGUGCCUCCCCGCAUCAAAUUUAAGAGGCUCGAUAAAACUGCCAGGCACAUAAUGCAGAUUUUAGAUAAGGAAGCUGUUGGGGAAGUGAAGGCACAUAGAGAAAUACCAGAUAUAAAGCCUGGUUAUAUUGUGCAACUGAAAGUGGAAGUGCCUGAUAACAAGCGACGUGUUUCAAUUCUAAAAGGCAUUGUCAUAGCAAGACGUAAUGCUGGUUUGAAUACUACAUUUAGAAUAAGGAGGCUAGUGGCGGGGGUUGGAGUUGAAUCCCUCUUUCCUCUGUAUUCACCUAAUAUAAAGGAGAUAAAGGUGCUGGACAAAAAGAAAGUGAGAAGAGCUAAGCUUUACUAUCUCAGGGACAAGAUGAAUGCACUUAAGAAGCACUAGCAGCUUACUUAGACUGCAGGAUAAAAAAGAGCCUGCCUUGUUAAAGAAGAUGGUGGAAUGCUUUGCUUUUUGUCAGAAAGGUCGCCACUAUCCUAGUAAUUUCUUUUCCUUUUGUUUUUAUUUCGAGUUUUAAAUAAAUUAUUACCCAUAGAGAACCCGUGGAAAAUUGUCAACCUUGCUGUCCGUGGUGUUCAUGUAACAAGUAAAAUUCUUCUUUAUCUAUAAUUCUUUAUGCAACUUGAAAUAGUUUGCUAUGAUGUGCAAGAAUGGUAGGUUUAGGUAUUCCAAAGACAUAAUAGGUGGGAGAAUAGAAAUAUAAUUUCCUGGCACUUGCUGCAUCAAAGAUUUAUUUAUUUAUUUAUUUUGGCCCCCCUUUGUACGACUAAUUUCGAUUCAAAUGAAUAAAUAUUCCUUUUUUAAA